Messenger RNA from Girardinichthys multiradiatus, 2333 nucleotides. RefSeq names its product methylcrotonoyl-coenzyme A carboxylase 2. The coding region runs from base 131 to 1846 and encodes 571 amino acids. Gene Ontology annotation, biological process: L-leucine catabolic process. The transcript has 12 exons. NCBI's taxonomy places the organism in Eukaryota, Metazoa, Chordata, Actinopteri, Cyprinodontiformes, Goodeidae. Gene Ontology annotation, cellular component: methylcrotonoyl-CoA carboxylase complex; mitochondrion. Gene Ontology annotation, molecular function: methylcrotonoyl-CoA carboxylase activity. The record is from RefSeq and is a predicted model, not a curated record.
CACAGAAGAAGAAGAAGAAGAAGAGUUCCUUACCCCUCAAGAUGGCUUCAGUUUCGAUCAAUGGAUCUCGGCGUCAGAUUUAGUGUAAACUAGGCGUAAAUAGCUGUGUUGCAGCGGAGACAAGUGAAGCAUGCAGCGCUGCAUCAUCAGGCUCGCUGGGCAACGCUGGCAGUUCUCAGCUCGCUGUGUGAGCUCUGCCCCGGCGAAGCAGAUUGCUCUCCACAGUGCCUUCCCAGUGCUGAAGCUUCCCCUGCUGCCCAUCCAGCACCAUGUCUAUGAGGCAAACUUGAGAAACAGCAACGCCUGCCAAAAGAAGUACACCGAGUUGAAGGACAAGGUGAGGAGAGGCGGAGGGGAGACCGCUGUAGCCAGACACACUCAGAGAAACAGGAAGCUGCUGGUCAGGGAACGGCUCUGCCUCCUGUUGGACGAUGACAACUUCCUGGAGCUUUCGCCGUUCGCUGGGUUGGGUCUGCCGUAUGGGGACAUCCCUUCAGCCGGCUGCCUGACUGGCAUCGGCAGGAUCAACGGUCUGUGGUGUGUGUUUAUUGCCAACGAUGCCACAGUGAAAGGCGGCACAGCGUAUCCAAUCUCAGUGAAGAAGCAGCUAAGAGCACAAGAAGUAGCCAUUCAAAACCGCCUGCCUUGUGUCUACCUGGUGGACUCUGGUGGAGCUUUCCUACCUUUGCAGUCAGAGAUUUUUCCUGAUAAGAACCAUGGAGGAAGGACCUUCUAUAAUGAAGCCAUCAUGUCUGCUAUGAAGAUCCCACAGGUGGCACUGGUGUGCGGGUCGUGCACUGCUGGUGGAGCUUACAUCCCUACGAUGGCAGAGGAGGCGGUAAUGGUGCACCAGAUAGGAACCAUAUUCCUGGGAGGCCCUCCACUCGUUAAAGCUGCUACAGGAGAGGAGGUGUCACCAGAGGACCUGGGAGGGGCCCGACUCCAUGCCGAGGUGAGUGGCUGUGUGGACCACUUUGCCUGGAAGGAGAAGGAGGCGUUUGAUCAAACCAGAAACAUAAUCUCCACCCUGAACUUCCAACUGCCUGAAGAGGAGGAGGACACAGCCAAGAGGAAAGCAGGAGAGGAGCCGCUGCACAGUUCAGAAGAGCUUCUGGGACUCGCUCCUCGGAGUUACAGCCACACUCUGGAUGUUAGGAUGAUUUUGUUUGCUGGUCAGAUCGUGAGUCGGCUGGUGGACGGGAGCCGCUUCCAGGAGUUUAAAGCUCGCUAUGGAACCACUCUCGUCACUGGCUUUGCAAAGAUUCAUGGGCACCUGGUAGGAAUAGUAGCCAAUAACGGAGCGCUAACGUACAAAGCUGCGCUAAAAGGGAGUCACUUCGUCCAGCUCUGCGACCAAAGAGACAUCCCGCUCCUCUUCCUUCAGAACACGGCUCCUGCAGCGCCGCUAACGCUUUCUGCUGCGCAGGCAGAGAUGAACAGUAACCACCUGAAGGCUCAGGGAUCAAUGAUGUCUGCCGUGGCCUGUGCCUCCGUACCAAAAAUCACUGUGGUGAUUGGUGGUUGCCAUGGUGCCGACAGCUAUGCCAUGUGUGGACGGGCUUUUGAUCCAAAUUUCCUGUUCCUGUGGCCCAACGCAAGAGUGUCCCUGACGGCUCCGGGUCACGCUGGCUCGCUGCUUCCUGCUGAUGAUGAACAGGAGGAGGAGAAGCUGAACCAGAACCUGGAGGAGGAGAGCUUGGCGUUCUUUUCCUCCGGCAGAAUGUGGGAUGAUGGAGUCAUUCUGCCGCAGGAAACCAGGACGGUACAAAUGUUCUGGGAGUCUGUCUGGACAUCAUCAAACAGCAGCAGUACCAGCUGUCCACAGAGAAGAGACGGUCUGUGCUAAUACGGAUGUAGCAGCCUCCAACCUUGUAGAUUUGGCUCCUGAUUUUUAGGGUCAUCAUAAUUCACACUUUUAACUGGAACCCAGAGCUGUAAAGAACACCUUGAAGGCAGCUGUCCAAUCAGCAGUCUUCAUUUAACUUCAACAGAUUUUGUAUAGAAACUUCAGGGAUGCUGAUUGGAGGAGAGCUCGUUAAAUAUUUUUAUGCCAUUUUUACGUUUUAAUGGCACAUUUUUAUUCUAAGUGCGUUCUACAUAUUUCCUUCACAUAAAUGUCAAGGAUAAUGAUGAUCUGAUGUUAACCUGCAGUUUUCAAUCUUUACAAAUCCCAAAGACCUUUACUAUUUUUGUUCUUCUAGACUGUACCUUGAAAUGAUGUGUUUAAAACACACCACAGAGCCUUUCACAUUUUAAUCCUUCUGUAAUUAAAAACAUAAAAUAAUUACUGUAAUAAUGCUUAUUUAUGUAAAAGAAACUAAUUAUUUGCCAAA